Messenger RNA from Sturnus vulgaris (Common starling), 1864 nucleotides. RefSeq names its product steroid 5 alpha-reductase 1 (gene SRD5A1). Lineage: Eukaryota; Metazoa; Chordata; Aves; Passeriformes; Sturnidae. Gene Ontology annotation, cellular component: membrane. The record is from RefSeq and is a predicted model, not a curated record. Gene Ontology annotation, biological process: steroid biosynthetic process. Gene Ontology annotation, molecular function: 3-oxo-5-alpha-steroid 4-dehydrogenase activity.
AUGGGGUUCGCCGGCGAUGGUGGCGUGUGCGCGUUGUUGCGCCGGGCCGAGGGCCCCGAGGAGCGGCGGCUGCUGGAGCUCUUCUCCUAUGGGCUGAUGGCGCUGGGCGCCGCCUCCGCCCUGCUGCUCCGCUUCAUCCCCAUGCCCUACGGCCGGUACUCCUCGCGGCGCUUCGGCUGGCUGCUGCCUGCCCGCCCCGCCUGGGCGCUGCAGGAGCUGCCUUCCCUCCUCGUCCCUCUCGGGCUCGCCGCCUGUGGCGGGGCGGUCGCGGCCGCCCGGCCCAACCGCGUCCUGCUGGGCUGCUUCGUCCUGCACUACGCGCACAGGGCACUCAUCUUUCCUCUUCUGAUCCGUGCAGGAAAACCAACACCGUUUUUCACUUUUGUGUUAGCACUUCUGUUCUGUGUUUUCAACGGAUACUUGCAAGGCCGAAGCUUAACCGCCUAUGCAGCUUACCCUCCAGGCUGGCUGGGUGAUUCACGCUUCAUUACAGGUUUUUUAGGGUGGUUGAUCGGCAUGGUCAUCAAUAUUCAUUCUGAUCAUAUUCUCAGAAAUCUGAGAAAGCCAGGGGAAACUGGUUACAAGAUACCAAGAGGAGGAAUGUUUGAGUAUGUCAGCGGAGCCAACUUUUUUGGAGAGAUCCUGGAAUGGUUUGGGUUUGCCCUUGCCUGCUGCACCAUUGAAAGCUUUGCAUUUGCAUUGUGUAGUCUCUUCAUCCUGGGUUCAAGGGCAAGACAACACCACAAAUGGUACCUUGAGAAAUUUGAAGACUAUCCAAAGGACAGAAAAAUUGUCAUCCCAUUUUUAUACUGAGCUGUGCUUUUAACACUUUGAGAUGGAUGCUUUUAGUAACAGCCAACAUUUUACAGAUGCUGGCAGGUUAGCAACACACUCGGAUUAUCACUGUGACAAAGCCUUUCCAUCAGUGCUGCUAUUACUUACUGCUUUUUCCUCUUAAUGGUAACCCAGAAAUCUGAUGGACAGGGUGCAUAGGAACAGACAUGCUUUUCCAGCCAUGAAGCACCUUCAUAAAUACAUUAAGCAAUGAGUCUGAAUUGGCAUCGUGGGAAGUACUGUGCACGACUUCUGAUGCUUCUUUUUCUGCCUGUGAGAGCUUCUGCUGUUUCCACUCAAGGUAGCCAAGUUGUCCUGAGGAUUGUGCUGUGAGCUCAGCCAUCCUCACUGCAGUCUGGAUGGUGUGUUCUGCUUACAUACACAAAUAGGGUUGAUUUUAUUUUUUUUUUCCUUGCCUUGCUAAUCCUUUCAAUUCCCCCACCUGCAUCUCCAGAAGAGGUGGUGAUGUAGACCAAAGAAUUAGAUGAAUACGGUUGCUUUUAGAUGAGAGGCAGUGUUUUUCCUUCUCUUUGUACCCUUACAAAAAUAGGGAAACUGUAUAGACAAUAUUUAAUGAUAUUUACAUAAAAGUUGUACUGCUAAUAGAUUAAUAUUGUCAUCUACCUCUUAAAAUUGAUAGCUGUCUCAAUAUGCAAUAUGUGUCUUCUCACUCUAAACUGGUUUUGGAAGCCUACUUAGGAUACUUAGGCUAAUCUAGCAUUGUUAACAAUUGUGUAAUGUUUUCUAACUUAAUUUAUAAAAAAACCUUUAGAUUUAAAAAAAAAUUUCUUACUAUGCUGUUUUAAAAAAAUCAAGUGUCUUCCUUCUGUUGCUAACCUUGUAGAUGAUUUUAUAUUCUAAAAUUCUGGAACCUUGUGUCAGUUCUCAUACCCCAACCUUUUGCUCACAAAGGACUCCAGAAUGGUUUCAAGAACAUGAUGGGAUCCCAAGCAUACAGAUUUUCAAGUUAUCUGUGUCUUCUGCAUGAUUGCAAUAAUAAAGAAUCUUUUAGAAUUGCUGAUACCAAAAA